This is a messenger RNA of Pomacea canaliculata, 2609 nucleotides long. Its product is annotated as protein unc-93 homolog A-like. The record is from RefSeq and is a predicted model, not a curated record. Bases 771 to 2291 code for a protein of 506 amino acids. The transcript is spliced from 7 exons. Lineage: Eukaryota; Metazoa; Mollusca; Gastropoda; Architaenioglossa; Ampullariidae.
UGAGAGAAGAGUGGAGAUAUAGUGAUAUUUUUAGUGUGGGAUGUGUUUGUGCAUGCUCAGUACAUAUUUAAUCUCGUCUGCCUAAAAAAAUUAGUUUCCUUUUUCCAGAUAAACAGUAAACAUGCCUGUUUACCUCGAGGUGAGAGACAAGCUCGGCAUUGACAUGAGGUUUGAAAAUGGAGGCGACAUUUGGUUUCCUCCCUUCCCUAUGAUCAAAGAUUACCGGCAACACAUCAAAGACCUGCGUAACCUGGAACUCCGUUACGAUGACAAACGAUGUCAGUGUGGAGGGUUUUCCCAAGACAGGAUCUCACUGGCACCAAGAGAUCCUGCACAGGCUACUGGCCGGAUCGCCGGAGUUUGUCCGUAAAUCAGAGGCUAAAGAGUUCCUGGACUUUUCUCCGAAGGACGAGUUACUGCCCCCUGACCAUCCCCGUGUACUUUUCACUCAUGUCCGGACCCCUUGGGGCAGAUACAGAAGUUGGACAGGUUCCUGGGUCUCAACAGGGGCAGAGAACUGUGUGAGCGCAUCGCGGAAGCUUGCAAGUUCUCUAACAUGAAGGCGGUCAAAGAAGCGCAUAUGCCGAGUGAGAUGAAAAGAAAAAUAUGGAAGGAAAACGCACCAGGCUUCUACAGGAAAGGUGAUUUCAGAGACUGGAAGAACUGGUUCAUUGUUGGGGAUGGCACACAAGUCACCAGACUGCGUCCCACACGUGUCCUUUCUUACAACGGAUGACAAAGACCAGUAGGGAUCCUACCUACUUGACAGGAUGGAUGCAUUUUCAGGAACCCCUGAAUAUCGCUCCACCUCCAAGCAGCCACUGAAGGAAACUCUUUUACUGGCUGUAACCUUCUUCUUCAUCUUCACUCCAUUCCAAGCCCUUCAGAAUCUGCAAAGCAGUCUCAACCAACAUGAAAGUCUGGGAAUCUUGUCACUGGCCUGUGUGUAUGGCGCCUCAUUUCUUAUCAGUUUUGUGACACCAGCCAUCAUGUACAAUGCUGGAAUCAAGCCAUGCAUGGUAGCAUCUUGGAUUGGCCACACUCUGUAUGUCAUGUGCAAUUUUUAUCCAGCAUGGAUGACUUUGGUUCCUGGUUCCAUUGUUGUGGGGCUAAUUACAUCCCCAAUGUGGGGCUCCUUGGAGACUUAUCUCUCGACGUUAGCAUGUGUAGAUGUGGAGCUUCAUGAGAAACAGAAGAAAAAAGGCAUGAACACUUUGCAUGCAGCCUUCAGCCGCAUAAAUGGCAUCUUUCAUUCCAUUUUUGUUGGCAGCCAGGUUGCAGGAAAUCUGAUUUCCUCAGCUGUUCUUUUCUUCUCCACACACAAGCCAAUAGCAGCAAAGGAUGAUGGAGUCAUCUGUGGGUCUGGCUACUGUCCAAGCGCAGGUGAGGGGCAUCGCAUUCCACGACCAGAACCACACAUCAUUUAUGUUCUCCUUGGUGUGUUCCUGGUGUGUGAUGUGAUAGGAUUGACUGUUGGGAUUCUGGGAAUACCUAGACUACAUCAACCACAAUACACAGGACGUGAGGUGUGCAGAAAGCUAAAGUCAUACUGGCAUGGAUUCACCCAGCCUAAAUUGCUGCUUCUUGUUCCUCUGUUUGCUGCCCACGGCUACAUCUUUACCCUGCACAUUGGAAUGUUCACAGAGGCUUUUAUCAGCUGCACACUGGGUCUUCACAUGGUUGGCUAUGUCAUGGCCGUGUGGGGUCUGACAACAAUGUUGUCGUCAGUGUUGCUGGGGUUUGCAGCACGCUACACUGGAAGACCACUGCUGUGUACGUUUGCUGCAGUGGUGGACAUGACCAUAAUGCUUACCCUGUUGUUAUGGAAACCUCAUGGGAGUCGUCUUCCUGCCUUCUUCGCUCUUGCAGCACUAAUGGGGCUUGUGGAUGGUGUGUGGAUGGUUCAGAUGAAUGCCAUGAUAGCAGUCAUGUUUCCAGCCAUAGUGGAUUCUGUCUUCCCAGCCAAAUCAACAUGGCACAGCCUGACAGUGGCAGCCUCCUUUGUCGUCUCCAAGUUCGUGUGCCCAGGAACUCGCAUCGUUAUAGGCAUGGGCAUUCUGGGAACUGGCUAUCUAAGUUACCUGGCUGCAGAAAUUAUACAUCGCCGAAGUUUAAGGAUGUUUCGUCGAGAAGACCAUGAAUAUGCUCUGUUGAAUAUUACAGAAGACAUGGAGCUGUCAAGCAAAGAACAAGAGAACAGGGGUCCUGAUAUGGAGGGGGCAGAACAAGAAGAGACAGAGUUCAAUACCGACAGUUUAACUGAAAGGGUUCUGUUUAAAACAACCACGUAAAGCACCUUGUAUGUUUUAAUAAGGGUAUUAUCCAUGACAUUUAUGAUAAAGAAGUAUAGAUAUUUAAAUGCACCAAUUUCAGAGAGGAAAAGCUAAUCUUUUUUCACAUUUCUUCCAUAUCUGGAUGUCAACAUUCCAAUGUUGUGACUUUUACCGAGGGUUUUGUGUAUGUGAUUGUUGUAAAGAAGCUUGUGUGUGAUUAAGCGGUUGUUAAAUUGUAUACGGUGUUUGUUAUUUUAAAAGAUUUCAUUAUUCUAUAUCUAUAUUCUUUACCUUCAAUUUAAAUCCUGUGAACAAAUAAAUUUCUGAGGAACAUUA